This is a messenger RNA of Drepanopeziza brunnea f. sp. 'multigermtubi' MB_m1, 3432 nucleotides long. Lineage: Eukaryota; Fungi; Ascomycota; Leotiomycetes; Helotiales; Drepanopezizaceae. The record is from RefSeq and is a predicted model, not a curated record.
AUGCCGGCUUGGAAUGCCGGAUGGAUUAGCCGGCCUGAGCCGGCUCUAAUCACCUACAGAAACCCUGCACCUGCACCUGCACCAAAGUAUAUAGACGGCGAACUCUAUCUCUACCUACAUCAUAUCACAUCAAAUCGCCUCAAGAGCAGUCUCGGAUCUGAAUUGCCGGUGCUCUGCUCUGCUCUGCUCUGCUCUGCUCUGCUCUGCUCUGCUCUGCUCUCUGCUCUGCUCUCUGAUCCACUGUUAAGUUCCUACUUCGUACUUUUCUGCAUCCAUUUCCUAUCUGUUGCUAUCCUAUCCCGUGUCCAUCGCUAUCCAUGUCCUAUCACCGAACCUGCACAGCAGCAUCAUCAUCCCGAACCUCACGCGCUUUCUCUCGUCCCAUCUGUAGCCGCUCCUCCUCCACUUUUUCCACCUCGCCCUCCACCUCCACCUCAACCUCUAUCUCCACCUCCACCUCCGCCUCCACCUCCGCCUCUCCCUCUUCCUGCCCUUCCACCCUCAUCCCCCAACAGAGCAAUCAAGCAAGCAAGCAAGCAAGCAAGCAAGCAAGCAAUCCCCCAUCUCCCCACCACCACCACCACCACCACCACCACCACAAGAACAUCCCCAAUCCCGGGCCUCAAAAGGCCCCCAACCGCCACCAUUCCCUCCCCGCACUCUCUCGCCGCGAUCCUGUCGCCGCCCUCUGCACCUCCGGAAGACUCCAUUCCCGCUGUUUCGCGCGCGUUGUCGCCCAAGCGCUCGCACGCGGAGGCCUUCGCGAAUAAUUCGGAUCACCAGCCCUAUCUACACCUUGAGUCGCCCCCCCAGCAGAGACUCAGUAUUGCGUCGACGCGGGAGCCGAGCCCGGGCAUACACGGGGCGGAUGAUGGGGGCGGAGGGCCCAUGAGAGGAGGGCUGGACGAUAAGAAAGCCCAGAAGAUGGUGCGCAGCUCCAUUGCGUGCACUCGCUGCAGGAGAAGUAAAGUCAAAUGUGUCAACAACGGCAUCCAGUCUAUUUGUAAAGCCUGUGCCCAGAGCAAUCGCGAAUGCACAUAUCCAGUGGCAGGUUCGACGCCCGCCCCGAGACGAACCGAGUUGCCAUCGGGAAUCAAACAGGAAGAGGGGAUGGGCGAAGGCAAGAAGCGAGUCCGGAAGGCGGAGGAUAGCGGCCGGAGGAAUAGCCACAGGCCACUCGAGGAUGUGUUGGAAUCGCCAAUCCUGACGAGAAAGGUGUGGGAUGAGCUGUACGAGUUGUUCAAGUUGCACUUCUCGACCGAGAUGCCCUUCCUCCACCCGCCCACUUUUCGGAACCGGAUGCGCCAGGCAGCUUACCCCCGAGACCCUUCAACCUCAGCCGCCGAUAUCGAGGAGAGCAGGGUUUUGCUGCUUGGUGUCUUGACCCUGACUGCUCGCUUCCACCCAGGUCUGGUCGCCCAUCACUCGCCCAACAAGGAUGAUCCGCUGGCAGCGAGCGAAUACUACGCCGGGCCACUGGCGGCGGCCUUUGGCCCAACCAUCCGCAACUUGACUGCGCCCUCACUCGGGAAUAUCCAAGCCUUGCUGAUGCUUGGUUUGUACGAGUGGGGUCAGACAAGAGGUCUUAGUGCUUGGCUGUAUCUGGGACUGGCAAUCCGGCUUGCCUUUCCUAUGGGACUUGCCUACGAGGAUGACCCUGAUUCGCAUACAUUCGCGCUCGCCACCAGCCCCGACGCCCGUGGCGGGCAACCUUCCAAGCAGAUACAAUCACCUCGCGAGGACGCUAUUGAGAAGGAGGUCCGAAGGCGGACCGUUUGGAGUUGCUUCAUCAUGGAUCGCAUGCUGGCGGCGGGUAAGUACAGACCAACGAUGAUGAGUGUCGACAAACUUCGAGUCCAGCUCCCAUGCUCAGAUGACCAAUUCUUGUUUGUCCGGGAUGUGCAAACUGGCUUCUUGAACUCGGAGUGGAUGGAUACCCCGUCUACCACCUAUCCCGAACCUACGUCUGCCCAUGAUGACGGGGUCCUGAGUCGAUACAUCCGGUUGGUUGACAUUUUUGGGAGGUUAUCCGAAUGGAGCUAUGCUGGCGGCAGGAGAACCGAGCGGCUUCCUCCAUGGGACGAACGGACUCAAUUCUGUCAGUUGCGCCAGCAGUUGAAGCGAUUCCACGACGCCUUACCAUCCAAUCUGACGUACACCGAAGCAAACCUCUCUGCUCACAUCGAAAAGCGCAACGCUACGACCUACGCCUCUCUGCACAUCCUCUACUCUCUAUGCCUGAUCAUGCUACACCGGGAGUUUAUUCCUUUCAUCCCGAUUCGAUGCGAGAAGCCGGUUGGACCCCUGGACGAGCCGACAUUCCCCGAAGAUAGCUUCCCUCCCCCUCCAGGAUUUUGGGAAGAGAGUGCCGAGGGAAUCAUGAAAGCAUCCAGGGACAUCAUCGACAUUGUCGGUACUUGCCAGGAGGACAGUGCACUACCGGAAUCUCCACUGAUCGGCUUCUCCAUCUACCAGGCGGCAUUCGUCUGUCUCUACGCUGCCAAUUUCCCACAGAUGGAUCUAGAGCGCCAUCUGGUCAAUGAUCCCGCUCGCAGUCUCCAUGCUGUGGACAACGACACGGGAUUCCCGGGCAUGACCAAGAAGAUGCUCAAUGAGAUGGCUCCCCGGCUCAAGAUGGUCAAGACCUACCUCAAGACCAUCGUCAGGAUGCGCAACUACUUCCGAGGUGUCUGGAGCGAGUACUAUGGUCGAUACAAGCGCAAGCCUCAGUUCGAAGGCGGUGGUCUCGAGCAGUACAAGAAGUAUGAGCGAGAUUUGAAGGAAUUUGGGGAGCUGAAAGACCCAGACCAGAACCUGGGAUCGGAUGGAUCCGACACGGUUGACCAGACUCGGUCCCGAGCCAGCACCAACGAUAUCCCCGGAUCCAGCGUCAAUGGCGAGCCCAUGCAAGGUGUCGAAGCACCCCUUCAACCACGAGCCAAUGGGGCGUCGAGCUGGGCACCCAUCAAUGCCGCCAGCCCUCCAGUCGAGGUCGACGACCGAGCUCGGUACGCCCAUGGCCCGUACCCCUACGGCAUGCCACCGUACCAAAACUCUCCUAACCAAUCCUCUAGCGCACCUUCUAUCAUCAGUCCCAGCAACGGUGAAUCGACACCGGGCGGUAUCAACUCCCCCUACGCCAAUAACCACCAAUACCAGAAUGCAAGCCAACCCCAACACAUCGCUGUCUACCCGUCCGUAGCCCAGCAUACGAUGGCGCCGCCGGUUCAUCCUAACCCGAUGCAGUUUGCCACGGAGGAGAUGUACGAGAAGUGGAUUGGCGAACAGGAGGCUAUCCGCAUGAACACAGGCUUUGACAAUUUUGCGCAGGAAGAUCCGAGUGGUUCGUGGGUGCUGACUGACCCGAGAGCCCACCCGAAUUAUUUGCAGGCGGCUUGGCAUGGUUUGCAAGCUGCUGGGACGUGGCCGUAG